CAGCCGCCCGGUUCGUCAUCACCUCCGCUCCGAUCGGAGACGCCGGAGCAUAGAAGAAGAAGAAGAGAGAAGGGAGGCAGUACCCCUCCUUCGCCUUUUUAGCCUUCCUCAUACAACCCACUAAAAGGCUUCAUCAUCAACAACAGCCACUCCAGCAACAACUGCAGCCUGUCGGCGUGCCGAUUUGCCAAGAUGAUGACAAUGGACGUAUCCAAGCCGGAACCGACUCCUGUCUCAGCUACUGGCGGUGGUGGCGGUGGUGGUGGUGGUGGAGGUAGCCAGGGGAGCGGCUCUCAGGCCGGUAUGGUGCUGAACGGACUCGUACCUAACGGUCAGCAGCAGCAGCAGCAGCAGCAGCAGGCCGCUCAGCUCAACACCAUCAGCCAUCAGCCGACGAAUGGCGUCGGAGCACCGGGCGGUCCCGGUGGUCCGCAGCAGCAGCAGCAGCAGCAACAGCAACAGCAGCAACAGCAACCCCAGGUGUGCGCCGGUUGCGGCAAGAUCAUCCAGGAUCGGUUCCUGUUGCGGGCCCUCGAUCUGCUGUGGCACGAGGAUUGCCUCAAGUGUGGUUGCUGCGAUUGCCGGCUCGGCGAGGUCGGCUCCACGCUCUACACCAAGGGCAACCUGAUGCUGUGCAAGCGCGACUAUCUCAGGCUGUUCGGCAAUACGGGUUUCUGUGCCGCCUGCAACAAGGUGAUCCCGGCGUUCGAGAUGGUGAUGCGGGCCCGGAACAAUGUCUACCAUCUGGAGUGUUUCGCCUGCCAGCAGUGCAACCAUCGUUUCUGUGUCGGUGACAAGUUCUAUCUGUGCGAGAACAAGAUCCUGUGCGAGUACGACUACGAGGAACGGCUGGUGUUUGCCUCGAUGGCCAACCAUCCGAUGCUGAAACGCCAGAUGUCGCAGCAGCAGGGUGGCAGUGGUGGUGGUGGUGCGAUCACUGGCCCACCGCAGACACCGCAGGGCAUGCAGAAUGGUCACGGUACCAACGGUCAUGGUGGUGGUGGUGGUUCACAAGGCCAGGGCCAGGGUGGCAUCCACACUUCACCCCAGCAGCAGCAGCAGCAGCAGAAUGGGGUGUCCAACGGUAGCAACCCGAUGAUGGGGACACUGCUAGGCCAGCAGCAGCAACAGCAGCGCCAGGGUGGACCACCCGGUUCCGGUGUCACGCCGAACAAUGGCGAUCUAAACAACAACAAUAGUAGCAACUUGCCCGUCGGUUUGACCGGCGGUCCGUCUCCGUUCGGUUCCCCGACCCACCUUAAGUCAUCGCUCAACAACAACAACAACAACAACAGCACUGCCAGCAGCUAAGCUGCACGUGGCACCACCAGCGGAGAGAUGUGUAAACGAACAGGUGAGGAAAAGUAGAAGAGAGAGAGAGAGAGAGAUAAACGGAGAGAGAGAGAGAGAGAGAGAGAAAGCAGAAAUAAAGGGUAGACAUCGAAUGAGACGUUGCACGGUGUGCAAUGUUAGGUUACACGGUAAGCGUUCUUCCAACGGCAGCUCCAUUUCUGUCAUUUGACAGAAGCGCGAACAUGUUUCAUUUUUUAGGGAGAGUGGGAGAAUUGUUUUCUGCGAUUUAGUUCAUAAAAAAUCCAUUACAUUUUACUUAUAUACACAUAUACCAAAUGCAGUGUGUAUGUGUGGAAGUGUGUGUGAGUGUAUGUUUGUGUGGGUGUGGGUGUGGGUGUGUGGUCGGAAAUGCCAGAGAGUGUCUGCCCUCCCAAACCCCCGGGAGUGUUUUGGGUGUGUAUUUGUGUAUUCUAUCGCGCCGCUGAGAAGGAUCACGCGAAGGAGAAGCAGGUAUCUGUAAUGUGUAGAAGCAAUUCAUGCGCGAUUUACUGAUCCAGAUCCUCUCGGGUCAGGCGUUUCCUUAAGUGAAGGGAAGAUUGAGUUACUUCAUAAGAUCACAGUCAAAAUUCAUCAAUGCUUUCUAUUCCAUUUUCUAUGACCUUUUGUCAUUCGCAUUUUCGUCAUACUACCUUUCGCCAUUUCAUGUCGAAGGAUUUUUUUCCUCUACUCAAACAAGGAGUUUUGCAAAAAUCGAAAAAACCUACCGAGAAAAGCCUGUGGCUGCUAAGCUUCGCUAUUCGAUGUGUUAGUUUACAAUUCACACUCGUUUGAAGUUGACAUGACCUUUGGAGUUGACUUCAACUAGAGCUUUUGUUGCGACACUUUUGUGAGCGACUAUAGGUGACACCUGCUGCAUGUCAGAAGCUUCUCUACCAGGUGUAUGCAUAUGAAACCGCCCUCCGUGUUCUUAUAGCUAUAUCUCAGCCAAAUGGAACCGUAGAACCGUUCUCAAUGUUUCAUUUUGUUCGUUCGGCAUCUGUUAAUCAAAAUCGGUGCGCAAUAGUUCUAAUUUCACACUACAACCAAUAUUUUCAUUGUGGACAAAAUGGCAAGUUCCGUCCCUAAAAACUGCAAAAUGCGGACAUCGUUCAUUUUCUGCUUCCAUUUUCAAAAAUAGGCGACAGAAUCGCAUCAAAUGCUUACCGAAGUUUACGGUUAGCAUGCUCUUUAUGAAACAUAGUGCAAAGAGUGGUUUUAAAAAUUUAAAAAUGGCGAUUUUGAUGUGACAAACGAAAAUCGCGAAAAACCAUCAAAAACGUUAGAAGAUACCGAAUUGCAUGCCGUAUUGGGCGAAACGGUUAUUAGUGAGCUAUAGAAGCAACACUUAAUCGAUUUGGAUCGUGAAAUCCGCAUUAAUCGACCGGAAUAUCGAAAUUGAUAAAACAGACCAAUUUUGCUCGAUGAAAAUGCUCCGCCACACCGCGGAAAACCGGCCAAGAAGACUAUACAAGACCUGAAUUGGGAUCAUUUGUCGCUUGUGGCUAACUCACCAGACUUGGCUCUAUCGAAUCAAUACUCAUUUGCAUCGCUGGGACAGAUACUGGCCGAGCAGCGCUUCCAUUCUUACAAAAGUUUGAAAAAAUGGACCUGUGAUUGGUUUGAUACAAAACACCGACUCAUUUUUUUGUAAAGCAUCUGUAAAUUGCCUAAGAGAUAGGAAAAAUAGCAUAGCUAAAAUGCAUAGCUAACUAUUGCCAUUUGUUUGAAGAAUAAGAGUUUCUCCAUUUUCGCAGAAUAAAAUUUAUUUUCUGACAAAAAAGGCGGUUUCAUAUGCAUACACCUGGUAAAUAUUAACAAUCGAAUCACAUCGGUUCCGCAUAUUGGUUCCACCGCAAGGCUUCCCUUUGGACGAGAUCCAUCUUCUGCGUGAGAUAGAAUAUAGAAUAUUGUACCAGGUUAGGCUUAGGGGAGGGGGGCUGAACACUGUCACAAACUCUUCUUAGGACCUAAUGGUUAGUUGCCUUAUGUUAUUUACGAAGUUUCGUUUACGGAGUCGAAAGAGGGAAAGAAAGAAAGAGAGAGAGAGAGAGAGAGAGAAAGAGAGAGAGAGAGAGAGAGAGAGAGAGAGAGAGAGAGAGAGAGAGAGAGAGAAGAGAAUGAUAUGAAUGCGCAUGUGGAAGUAUCAAAUAAGAAUCUUGACAACUAUUUUGUGCCAAACAGGGGGGGCGUAGAACCUGGAACACAACAUUGAAUGUACGAUGAUUGUACGAGGAAACUGAACUCAGUAAGAAAAAGUGGAAAAGAGAGAGAGAGAGAGAGAGAGAGAAAGAGAGAGUGGAACCAGGGGCGGGGUUGGUUGGUAAACAAUGUUGUAAGUAACGGUACAAGUCGCAUUGUUGCAUUGUGGUGAACCAGAUACUAGACCACCUACUUACACAGACACCUUCUACACACAAACACACACACACACAUGCACACCUACGCGGUGGAGCCUGGGUAUCCGCGGUAUUCUUAUUAUUCUUAUUGUCAUUAUUAUUGAAUAUUAUUAGGCUUAUUGAUUGAACGAUAGAUUGAUUGAUUGAUUGAUUGAUUGAGGGACCGGUUAAGUGGAGCAACAAGCGAUAAAACCAACCCCACCUGAGACGAAGUGAGAAGGACAGUAAAU
Anopheles darlingi is the source of this 3958-nucleotide messenger RNA. RefSeq names its product Wilms tumor protein 1-interacting protein-like. NCBI's taxonomy places the organism in Eukaryota, Metazoa, Arthropoda, Insecta, Diptera, Culicidae. The transcript has 4 exons. The record is from RefSeq and is a predicted model, not a curated record. Gene Ontology annotation, cellular component: nucleus. Gene Ontology annotation, molecular function: DNA-binding transcription factor binding; transcription coactivator activity. Bases 193 to 1311 code for a protein of 372 amino acids. Gene Ontology annotation, biological process: positive regulation of transcription by RNA polymerase II.